This is a messenger RNA of Didymodactylos carnosus, 1043 nucleotides long. The record is from the annotation of a GenBank genome assembly. Lineage: Eukaryota; Metazoa; Rotifera; Eurotatoria; Philodinida; Philodinidae.
GCCCACCACCUACUGCCAAACAUACCCUAAUGUGUACUACAAGAAAUUCGCGGGACUGUCUCUUUUUAAACUGAAAUAGUCGAUAUAUGAGGGGGGUGUAAUAAGUGUAUUUGUCCCGAUUAAGUCAAAUGUCAGAAUUAGAACCAUAGAGGUCGUUAUAAAAUGGGCAUGAUUAUGUGGAAGGUAGCAUCAUGAAAAGUUGAGUUUUAAAAAAACUAGUCAUCGAUUUAUAAAAUAAUAACUAUUUACCCGAGAGAGCCAGAGUUGAUCUGGUAAAGUCGUUUCUGUGUAACGAGCCGAACAGUUCGACAUUAAUGGCUGAAUAGUAUUUUGUCUGAACAGAGUGUUAUUUGUUUGGCUCAUUUAGGCAUUUGAGAAAAACUUGAAUCAUGGCAAAUAUUCAACGUGCUAGACGUAUACCUAAUGCAAAUGGAAACGUGUUAAUUGAAAACUGGGUUGAAGAACGAGCCACGACACAUUUAGAUCAUGAGCCAGUUUACCAGACGAACGUUAGUACUAAUAAACCGGCACGAGGUAAAAAAGACAGUCAUAUUGGCUUGUUAACGCAAGAUUUUAGCUCGGCAAUGGAUAAUGAAACAACCUAUAGAGAAUAUUAUAAUAAAUUUGGACCAUUUGAGAAAAAAGAUCAAGGAGCACGUAGUCGUUUAAUGGAAAGUAAAAUCACGCGGGAAGUUGUUCGGGAAUUAAAUGCAAGACAACAGGAAAAGGAAAGACUUCAGACAGAAGAACGCAAUAAAAUAAAUAGUGAAUAUAGAGAACAAUUUCAUCGUGAAUUCGAAUCUAAAUGUCCACCAACCACACAGCCACAUGAUCUUUAUCAAGAAAUGCCAGUGUCUUUUUGGACAGAACAUCGCCGAACAGCACCGGGUGUUUCACAAUUGAAAACAUUCGGUAGUCCAUUUCAUAAAAACGCAAGCUUCAGUACACCAGUUGAACUUAGUUUCGAAUCUGCUAAACCAAACGAUAUGGAAAAUUAUCCAAGUUUUGCUCAAAAAUCAUUAAAUGAUGUAAAAAUAUGCUAA